GCGACCCUGUUUGUCUCUUGUGUGUCGUUGUGACAUUUCAUCCUGGGUUGCUCUUCAAUCCAUUUUCCGCAUUGUUCAUUCCCCCUACUUCUUCUCAUUGUACUGUAUCAUACAUCUUGCGUUUCUUUCCUUCUCUGUAAGCGUUCCCGGACUGGCCUGUGGUGAGGAGAAUAUACAGUGAUCCUCCACUCGCCUCACUGUCGCUACAUCAAAGUUUCCAACAACUUUGGCAGUUUAUCGUCAAAUACCGCCUCAACUGGCGUGACUCCAGGCUCGUCAAUUACACCUCUUCUGUCUAUUACGAUCUACAGAUCUGUGAAAAUACUGGCCUCAACGACCUCGAACCGAGAGGGAGACUCCCAUAGCAAGUAUGGAUCUCGUUGAACUUGUCCAUCAUGUGGUACCCCGUCAAGACCAAGGCACUGGCAAUACUUUCCUGGACACAAUAGGCAAUGCCUCAAAGCAAAAGAUCGAUGGCAAGGCAGCACUCUUCUCCUUCGGCGUGUCCGCCAGCGUGGGAAUCUUCUUCGUCAUAGUUUUCUGUUUCGUUCGCCCGCACAACAACGUCGUCUACGCACCUCGAGCCAAGUACGCCGACAGCAAACAUGCUCCGCCACCAGUCACCCGGGGGUUGUUCGGCUGGCUGAAGCCACUCAUCACCACUAAAGAGACGGAGUUGAUAGAGAAGAUUGGUCUGGAUGCCACAAUUUUCCUGAGAUGUGCCCGCAUGCUGAGGAAUAUAUUCGCCGUCUUGAGCGUCAUCGGUUGCGGUAUCCUGAUACCCGUCAACAUCGUGGCUUACAACAAAUCACCCGUCGAGCAACCGCCACCCAACACUGACCGAAUCGACACCGGGUUCAAAAUGAUGACGCCGGUAUUCCUGUACAAGGAUUUCGAGCUCGCAUGGGCUUACGUCGUCGUGGCGUGGCUUUUUGAUAUUGUCAUCUGCUUCUUCCUCUGGAUAAACUAUCGGGUAGUUGCCCGUUUUCGACAGCAAUAUUUCGAGAGUUCGGAAUACCGGAACAGCUUACACGCGCGAACUUUGAUGAUUACCGAUAUACCGAAAGAAUUGCGGACCGACGAGGGCAUCACUCGUAUCAUUGAGGGCGCUGGUGGAUCCAGAGAAACACCAAGAGCGGCAGUUGCCAGAAACGUGAAGGACCUGCCGGAGCUGGUUGAAGAGUAUGAAGACUUGGUCAAAUCAUUAGAAAAAGUGCUUGCUCGAUACUUGAAGAACCCGGAUAAGUUGCCGGCGACUCGUCCGUUGUGCAAGCCUUCGAGCAAAGACAAAUCCUACACGAAAGGCCAGAAGGUCGAUGCGAUCGAGUACCUGACCAAUCGCAUCAAGCAUCUUGAAAUGGAAAUCGAGCAAGUCCGGGAAUCCGUCGAUAAACGAAAUGCGCUUCCCUUUGGCUUUGCCAGCUUCCAAGACAUUGCCGAAGCUCACGCGGUGGCAUAUGCGACCCAAAAGAAGGCGCCUCAAGGAACCACCAUCUCCCUUGCCACCAAGCCGAACGAUCUCAUCUGGAGCAACCUACCACUUCUCAAACAGGACAGGAGAUGGCGGACGAUCGUGAACGCCAUGUGGAUCACGCUGCUGACGGUAGUAUUCAUCAUCCCUAACAUUCUGAUCGUCAUCUUUCUGGCAAACUUGAGCAACUUGGCUGCUGUUUGGCCAGCAUUUCAAAAGACCUAUUCUUACAACGACAAAUUUUGGUCUGCUGUGCAAGGUAUUCUGGCACCCGCCAUCACCUUUCUCAUUUAUUUAUACCUUCCAUCCAUUUUCCGACGAAUCCGCGUGAAGGCUGGAGAUGUCACAAAGACGAGUCGUGAGCGUCACGUCACCGGAGCACUAUUUGCAUUCUUCGUCUUCAACCAACUGAUCGGCUUCUCCCUUUUUGCGACGGUCUGGUCCUAUAUCAUGGAAUUCACCAAACAUGAAGAUGUUACCCACACCAAUCUCGCCAGCAAUAUCAUUAUACAGAUGUCCUCCAUGUCUGCAUAUUGGGUUUCGUUUCUACUCCAGCGCAACCUUGGUGCGACAAUUGAUCUCAUUCAGCUGCUGCGACUGACGUAUGGCUCAUUUGAGCGUCGUUUCUUGUCUCCAACGCCGCGCGAGCAAAUCGAAGCCAGCGCACCUCAGCCGUUUGACUAUGCCUCCUACUACAAUUAUCUGCUCUUCUACUCGGCAGCCGCUUUCGUAAUGGCCGCCAUCCAGCCGAUCGUCCUAGUCAUUGUCGCGGUGUACUUCAGCUUUGAUUGCUUCGUCAAGAAGUACAUGUUGAUGUACAUUUUCAUCACCAAAAACGAGUCGGGUGGGAUGUUCUGGCGCAUGGUCUUCAACCGAGUCCUCGCAUUCAUGCUUCUCGGCAACAUUCUGGUCGCCUUGGUCGUUCUCCAACUUUCCUUCUAUGAAGCGAACUGGCCCAAGUUAGCAGCGCUCGCGCCGUUGCCCAUUUUGGUCAUCGCAUUCAAGUUCUACUGUGUCCGGACGUAUGACCAAGGCAUGCACUUCUAUCAACAGGGUACACCUCUCCAAGAUCCGGAGCACAUGAGCGGCAUGGACAAAAAGAAGGCCAUCAAGCGAGACAAGGUCGGCGUCAGAUUCGGAAACCCGGUGCUGUACAGACCUCUCAUCACUCCGAUGGUAUCUUCAAAGGCUCAACACCUCCUCAAGAGCAUCUACUCCGGCCGAACCUCUGUUGACGUCGCACAACUACGCAACGGCGGCUACAGUGACGUCUACAUGGACCCCAUGGACCCGCGGAACCCUGGAAAGGGCGCCAAAAGUCCUUCGGCGCCGUUUGAGAUCGUCAACGAGGACGAGAUGGACUUUGAGCACUUCAAGAACCGAGCCGAGUUCCGUGAUGCUGCUGGUGGUAACGGCCAGCUUUUCGGUCACGCGGCAGAUGUCAUUCGCCCUGGUACACCUUCCAGCACAAUGACGGGACUGACACGUGCGACGACUGUGGAUUCCUUUGAGGAUUUCCACCACCGCAAAGAUUCGAAUGGCUCUUCCUCUGCUGGGUACCACUCUCGUGGUGGCUCGAAUGCCAACUUCGCUCCUGGAGGCAAGUACUCUCACAUGCGCGACGACUCCAACGCGACCUCGCUCGGUCGCAGUCGCAGCGGCUCCCGUGGCUCCGACACCACUCGCGUGGGUGGUACCGAGUACCCUCGCGGCUACCACCAAACCCCUUCUGCUCUCCGCGAGCACUCUCCCGCCCCCAGCCAAGACGGCGGCAUCGCCGGCUUCCGCCCGGACUAUUCCCGCGCCGCCAGUCGUGAGGUCCUCGUCUCCGGCGCGGCGGACAUGGGUCAGGCUCCGAUGCGUGUGCCAUUGCCGACCUCGGCGAUGAACCCUGCCACGCAAUACAACCAACUACCCUACCAACCCCAACCCCAACACCCCAACCAUCUCUAUGCCUCGAAUCCCUACGCGGAUUCACCGGGCGUCACGCCGCUCUCGGAUGGCGGUGCUGCGCCCGGAGGCGGAGAUGAUACGAGUUAUGAAUAUUUCCGCCGCGGAAGAAUGAGCGAGCGAUGAACUUAGAGAAAACGAAAGGCAGAAAAAGCCACUUGCAUUAAUAGAGAAUUUGAGAUCUCGAAAAAGAGAAAGGCAUGGCCAUCUCAAAAGUUUAGAAGAGCGAGCCAUUGCUGUGUCAUAGAACGUUUUGUUUUCUCCCCUUCUGGAGAAGGAGUUAUGGAUCUACGGGCACUUUUCUUCGAGUAAGCGGAUGGGAAAUCCCCGCAUGGAUUUUCAUUUUCAGACAAAAGCAUUUCAGCGCGGGAAUCAAUUUCGUACGUCAUCUCUUCCAUUGACAUUGUCAUCGACAGUCUCAUCGUGAUCUCCAUACACCACA
This is a messenger RNA of Dissoconium aciculare CBS 342.82, 3863 nucleotides long. RefSeq names its product DUF221-domain-containing protein. Gene Ontology annotation, cellular component: plasma membrane. Bases 371 to 3547 code for a protein of 1058 amino acids. Gene Ontology annotation, molecular function: calcium-activated cation channel activity. The record is from RefSeq and is a predicted model, not a curated record. NCBI's taxonomy places the organism in Eukaryota, Fungi, Ascomycota, Dothideomycetes, Mycosphaerellales, Dissoconiaceae. The transcript has 4 exons.